UGUGUAGUCCGAAGAGGGGGAGCAGCGACAGCGACCGCAUCAGCAGCAGCAAAGCCCUGCAGGCUUCGUCCGGAACCCGCCUUCUCGGUCUCUCUCAUCCAGCCAAGUCUGUGCUUGUCUCGCUUCCUGGCAGGGCGCAGGAGGAGUCUAGUGCGACAGACAAGGCAAGCGAAGGGUUAAAGUGUGUGUGAGUGAAAGAGUGCGCGCCCGCGCGCCUCCUAGAGCGGACCGGGAAGGGGCAAGGCUGUCUGCUCGACGAUUUCUCUCUUCCUCCCGGAAAUGAGCUUUGGGUUUCCCCACUUGCCGCAGAAGUUUUCGCUGGGAAUUUGCUGUAUUACAGAGUUCACAGAGCUUAAUAGACCCAACUCUCUGAACAACCCUUCCUGUAAGAGGAAAAUUGCCUGAAACAUAAGGAGAUCUUUGGGUAUUCCUGGAAGCUGCUUUGGAGUACAGAGCAAAGAUGGAAAAGAAAGAUUCAGUUGGCCCUGGAGCAGGUAGAAGCCAUGAGGUUGGAAGCACUGGGGAAUUCUGGGAAAGAACCAAGCGAAAGAUGCUAGAUGACACCACCAACCCAGAUGGCCAGCGCCAGCGCUUCAGGCAGUUCUGCUGCCAGCAGGACAAGGGGCCCCGAGAGGUUUGCAGCCGACUUCACAGCCUUUGCCUUCAGUGGCUGAAGCCAGAGAGACACACGAAAGCUCAGAUGCUGGACCUGGUGAUCCUGGAGCAGUUCCUGGGCAUCCUGCCCCCAGAGCUGGAGAGCUGGGUCAGAGAGUGUGGAGCAGAGACCAGUUCCCAGGCAGUGGCCCUGGCAGAAGGUUUCCUCCUGAGCCAGGCAGAGAGCAAGAGGCAGAAAGAGCAGCAGGGGAAGAGGCUAUCAAAAGCAGAAAUUGAUUUCUCCAGGGCAGAGAAGGCUCUAUUGGACCACAGACAGAAGCCGCUGUUCCGAAAGAUCAUGGAAGAAGGUGGUGGAGGAGCCACCUCACUGGGUGGCAAAAUCACACUGACUCUUCGUCCCAGGCCUUCUCUCUGUGGCGGAGUGGGCACAGCCUCCUUGCAGCUGGACCAGGCUCCAUUCACCUUUGAGGAGGUGGCUGUGCAUUUCGCAGAGGAGGAGUGGGCUCUGCUGGAUCCAGACCAAAAGGCUCUGCACCGAGAAGUCAUGGAGGAAAUCCGCGGGCAUCUGGCCUCUCUAGGGGAUGGAGGGGAGAGUGAAGAAGAGGAUGGUCUGCAGAGAAGGAAAACAAAAACAGAACAUCAGUGGGUGAAGAAACGUGUUGCUUCUCUGUGCUCUGACAUGCAUGAACUUCCAGUCUACACAAUGGAUGAUAAAGGAAACAGAAGGAAUAAAUAUCCUCGGUAUGCAAAGGUCUUAACCAGCAAAUCAAGCUUCAGUGCACAUCAAAUAAUAAAUACAGGUGAGGCAAAAUAUGAAUGUUCCAAGUCCAGAAAGAGCUUCAAGCAGACCUCACAGCCUACUUCCCAUCAAAGAAUGGACACAGGAAAGAAACCAUAUAAAUGCUUAGACUGUGGAAAGAGCUUCAGAUAUAGAUCACACCUUAUUUCCCAUCAAAGAAUCCACACAGGAGAGAAACUAUAUCAUUGUUCAGUGUGUGGAAAGAGCUUCAGACAUAACUCAAACCUUACUACCCACCAAAAAAUCCACACAGGAGAGAAACCAUAUCAAUGCUCAGUGUGUGGAAAGAGCUUCAGGAGGAGCUCACAACUUGCUUCGCAUCAAGGAAAUCACACAGGAAAGAAACCAUAUCAGUGUUCAGUGUGUGGAAAGAGCUUCAGUGACAAGUCGAGCCUUACUGCCCAUCAAAGAAUCCACACGGGAGAGAAACCAUAUUUGUGCUCAGAAUGUGGAAAAACUUUCAACCAGAGGGGGCACCUUAUGUUUCAUCAAAGAAUCCACACAGGAGAGAAACCAUUUAAAUGCUUAGACUGUGGAAAGUGCUUCAGUCGCAACACAAACCUUACUUCUCAUCAAAGAAUCCACACAGGAGAGAAACGAUAUCAUUGUUCAGUGUGUGAAAAGAGCUUCAGACAUAGCUCAAGCCUUGCUUCUCAUAAAAGAAUCCACACAGGGGAGAAACCAUAUCAAUGCUCAGUGUGUGGAACGAGCUUCAGGAAGAGUUCACAACUUGCUUCGCAUCAAGGAAUCCACACAGGGGACAAACCAUAUCAGUGUUCAAUGUGUGAAAAGAGCUACACUGACAAUGCAGGCCUUAUUGCCCAUCAAAGAAUUCACACAGGAGAGAAACCAUAUUGGUGUUCAGAAUGUGGAAAGAGCUUCGGCCAGAGAGGGCAUCUUAUGUUCCAUCAAAGAAUCCACACGGGGGAGAAACCAUUUAAAUGCUUAUACUGUGGAAGAUGCUUCAGUCGCAACACAAACCUUACUUCCCAUCAAAGAAUCCACACAGGAGAGAAACCAUAUCAAUGCUCAGUGUGUGGAAAGAGCUUCAAUUUUGGAAAAAUCCUUAUUAUCCAUCAAAGAAUCCACACAGGGGAAAAACCAUAUCAGUGCUCAGAAUGUGGAAAGAGUUUCAGCCAGAGCUCAAACCUUACUCGCCAUCAAAGAAUCCACACAGGGGAAAAACCAUAUGAAUGCUCAGAGUGUGAAAAAAACUUCAGCUGCAAGGCUAACCUUAUUUACCAUGAAAGAAUCCACACAGGAGAGAAACCAUUUCAUUGCUCAGAAUGUGGAAAGUGCUUCAGCCACAGCUCAGGCUUUACUUCCCAUAAAAAAAUUCACACAGCGGAAAAACCAUAUAAAUGUUCAGAAUGCAGAAAGAGUUUCAAAACCAGUAGGUGCCUUAUUUCCCAUCAAAGAACCCACACAGGGGAGAAACCAUAUCAGUGCUCAGAAUGUGGAAAGAGUUUCAGUCAGAACGGAACCCUUAAUAAGCAUCAAAUAAUCCACACAGGAGAAAAACCAUAUCAGUGCUCAGAAUGUGGAAAGAGCUUCAGCCAGGGCUCCCAACUUACUUCCCAUCAAAUGAUCCACACAGGGGAGAAACCAUAUAAGUGUUAUGAAUGUGGAAAGAGCUUCAACAAGAGUGCAAACCUUACUUCCCAUCAAAGAGUGCACACAGGGGAGAAACCAUAUCAAUGCUCAGUAUGUGAAAAGAGCUUCAGGUAUAGGAGUAACCUUGUUAUACACGAAAGAAUCCACACAGGGGAGAAACCAUAUCAGUGUUCAGAGUGUGGAAAGAGCUUCACGGAGCGCAUAAAGCUUACUUCCCAUCAAAGAAUCCAUACAGGGGAGAAACCAUAUAAAUGUAUGGAAUGUGGAAAGAGCUUCAGCCAUAGCCGGAGUCUUGCUGUCCAUCUAAGAACACACACGGGGGCUAAACCAUAUCAAUGUUCAGAAUGUGAAAAGACCUUCAGGAACAAGAGUCACCUUGUUUGCCAUGAAAGAAUACACAGAGGGGAGAAACCCUACAAGUGCUCAGAGUGUGGAAAGAGCUUCACACAGAGUUCUGCUCUUACUUCCCAUCAAGGAACCCACUCAGAACAGAAACCAUACAAAUGUUUUGAAUGUGGAAAGAGUUUCUUCCAGAGCUGGGUCCUUAUUUACCAUCAAAGAAUCCACACAGGAGAAAAACCGCAUCAAUGCUCGGAAUGUGGAAAGAGUUUCAGGGUGAAGUCAAGCCUUACUUCCCACCAAAGAAUCCACAGCGGGGAGAAACCAUACCAAUGCUUAGAAUGUGGAAAGAGCUUCAACCGGGGGUCAAACCUUUAUUCCCAUAAAAAAACCCACACAAGAGAAAAUAGAUAUUGGGGUUCAGUAUGUGGAAAGAGUUUCAAUAAGACCUCAACUCUUACUUCCUAUCAACGAAUCCACACUGGGGAGAAGCCAUAUAAAUGUAUGGAAUGUGGAAAGAGCUUCAGUCAUAGCCAGAGUCUUACUGUCCAUCUAAGAACACACACGGGGGCUAAACCAUAUCAAUGUUCAGAAUGUGAAAAGAGCUUCAGGAACAAGAGUCACCUUGUUUGCCAUGAAAGAAUACACAGAGGGGAGAAACCCUACAAGUGCUCAGAGUGUGGAAAGAGCUUCACAAAGAGUUCUACUCUUACUUCCCAUCAAGGAACCCACUCAGAACAGAAACCAUAUAAAUGUUUUGAAUGUGGAAAGAGUUUCUCCCAAAGCUGGGGCCUUAUUUACCAUCAAAGAAUCCACACAGGAGAAAAACCACAUCAGUGCUCAGAAUGUGGAAAGAGUUUCAGGGUGAAGUCAAGCCUUACUUCUCACCAAAGAAUCCACAGCGGGGAGAAACCAUACCAAUGCUUAGAAUGUGGAAAGAGCUUCAACCAGGGGUCAAACCUUCAUUCCCAUAAAAAAAUUCACACAAAGAGAAAAUAGAUAUUGGGGCUCAGUAUGAGGAAAUAGUUCCAAUAAGACCUCAACUCUUACUUCCCAUCAAAUAAUGCACACAGGGGAGAACCCAUAUCAGUGCUCAGAAGGUGAAAAGAGCUUCAGCUGCAGUUCAAGCUUUAGUUCCAGUGAAAGAAUCCACACAAGAGAAAAACCAUAUAAAUGCUCAGAAUGUGGAGAGAGCUUCAGCCGGAGGUCAUGCAUUAGUUCCCAUCAAAGAAUCCACAGAGUAUUUUAAAAACUUGUUUUAAUAACUAUUUUAUUCUAUUUUUAUUGUGUCAUGUAUUUUAAUCUGUGAUUUUUAAAUAUUUUAAAUUUUGUACACCACCUAGAGAUGUACAAAUUAGGUGCUACUAAAAUAUGAUAAAUAUAUAAAUAAAUAAAAUAUAACCAUAUCAGUG
Messenger RNA from Hemicordylus capensis (graceful crag lizard), 4779 nucleotides. RefSeq names its product zinc finger protein 883-like. Lineage: Eukaryota; Metazoa; Chordata; Lepidosauria; Squamata; Cordylidae. The record is from RefSeq and is a predicted model, not a curated record. Bases 461 to 4366 code for a protein of 1301 amino acids. The transcript is spliced from 8 exons. Gene Ontology annotation, biological process: regulation of DNA-templated transcription.